AUGUGGUUUAUCUUUUUCAUCCUUGUUUUGGCUUUUGUUAAUGCUCAAGAAGCUGUUAUUGAAACCCCAGAUGAAAACCAGGAUAAUUCAUUAAGAAUAGAAAAAAAUAUUGAUGAUGAUCUCUUUUUUACUGAAACAAAUGUCACUAUAUCAAUUACUGUUUCAAACGACGGUAAGUAUAAUGUAUCCAAUGUAAUUAUUUAUGAUGACAUUCCUCCAUUCUUGAAACUUGUUGAGGGUGAAAGUAAUACUGCUACAUUUGAUUUUAUUCCAGUUGGAGCAUCUGUUAAUCUUACUUAUGUUGUUGUACCAAUUCUUACUGGUACUCAUUACAUUGAUAGUGCCUAUGUUAAUUUCACUUUAAAUAGAGUGAAAAAACAAGAAUUCUCAGACCCAGUUGGUGGUAUUUUCAUUCAACCAUAUAAAGGAUUCGUUUCAGUAUGUAUUGAGUGGGGUGUUAUUAUUAUUAUUGGUUGUGUUCUUUGCCUUCUUUGGGCUUAUUAUAAAUCUAAAAAAGAGGCUUAUAGACAAAAAGUCCUUCGUUCUAAAGGAUUUGGUACUGUUUCAUCAACUACUACUUCUUCAAAACAAUCAAGUUCCCCAAAAGUUGCUGAAAAACAAAAAUCUGAUUAA
Molecule: messenger RNA, 633 nt
Organism: Entamoeba dispar SAW760
Lineage: Eukaryota; Evosea; Mastigamoebida; Endamoebidae
Exons: 1
Coding region: 1-633 (210 amino acids)
Cellular component (GO): endoplasmic reticulum
Source: RefSeq, a predicted model, not a curated record